AUGAAAGUGAAGAAUGUGGUCGAAUUCGUUCAUUCACCUUCAGAUGUCGGCUACCGGUCCAGAAGUGAAUUCCGACUUGAACUGCAACGAAUGUACGACGUGACUGUCUACUCCUUCUUCAUUCCCGUCAUAUUUUACAUAAUAACAAGAUUUGUCAGCCUGGCGAUGGAGUUGAAAGUUACCAUCGAGAGUGUUGAUUACAUCACUAAUCAGGUGAAUGAGCAGAAGAAAGAAUAUGAGGACUCAGUGUACAGAUUCGUGCGUGAUGCGUGGAUUGUCAGGAAGUAUUACGAUUGCGUACAAGGGUCAUUCAAUCCGCUUGAAGAAUUGACAACAGAAGUAUGUUGACA
Thelazia callipaeda (thelaziosis nematode) is the source of this 350-nucleotide messenger RNA. Lineage: Eukaryota; Metazoa; Nematoda; Chromadorea; Rhabditida; Thelaziidae. The record is from the annotation of a GenBank genome assembly.